AAAGAUGGCAACACGAAACUUACAUGACGUCAUAUCAGAUCGUUCAUACUCUCAAAACAGCGAUUAUUUUAAAUUUCAAUUAUGAUCUUAACCUUUUUUGUGUUAAUUUUGUUCUUAUAUUAUGGUAAAACACGAAGGCAACGAAUUUGAACGAAAAUUUAAAUACUUAUAUUAAAGUUGACUCAUUAUUGAUUAGUUUGUUCUCAUUCUACUCACUAUAUACGGUAUUCUUUAUACCAGUGUAAUUUACUAGGCUGUCGUUUCUGGCUACACUGCCAUGCAACUACUACCCUAAUUUUCGGGGCGGAAAACGAACAGGCCGAGCUAGGAAGGAAGGAGACAAAGCGUUAUCGCUAUGCCAGGAGGCCAUUUCCAGGGUGGGUCUCAGUCACCAACCAUGUACACUUCUGAUGGUGAACGGAACUCUGCAGAAGAUAGUGAUAAGCCCGAAUGGCUAAAAGAAUUGAUGAUGAAGAAAGGGGCUGCUGGCCGGGCUAGUUCUUCUCUUGUUAUGCUGGUAGACAGAAACCGCGCAGCCUCGAGUGGUGAACCGUUGAAACAGUCCACGCAAGAGUCAAAGUGUGAGGGGACCAAAGCUGUCUCACAGGUUAUUCACCCCUCUAAAGCCGAAACGAGCAAUGUGAACACCCCGGGUGGCUUAUACACACGUCCUGACGAGUUUGCGGCGUCACGCGCGCUCACAUUCCAUAGAGUAGGCAUACAGGCCAGAGGAGGGGGCAGUGUGCCAGGCACAGAGGAAAGCGUCCAAACGAAAGUUGAAAUGAUAUCUGGUGUACCAGUUAGCGCCAGUAGUUCAGGGUUGUUUCCUUUAAAGAGAGGACCCCAGUUAGAUUUUCUGCAGUGUAGCUCGAGUGUUGGGCAUGGCCAUACUUCAACAAGUGAUUCUAGAGCGUCGUUAACUACCAAAAAGCCAGCUGACAAAAUGGGCGAAGAUUAUACGCCUAAUUUGAACGAGCAAAGUGAAGUGAACGGAUACGGGUCCACUUCUGAACGAUCUAAAAUGAAUAGCCCUACUUCUUCGUCCACCUUUAGCGACCUUAGCCAUUAUCAGCCGUCAUCUUCCGAUGAGAGUGAGAGGGAGUUGGAAUAUGGCCCUGGGAUUGUGGACAAGCUUAAAUCCAAGUUUAUUAGUAUUUCCCUGAAAGAGAAACGUUUCAAAAUUGAAGGGGUUUUGAGGCGCUAUUCUAGUAUGGAAAACCUUCUCGAUAAGGACACUACUAUGUUCCAGGCCACUGGACUGUCAGCCCCAGAUCGGCUAUUUGUCGCAGGAAACAGAGCGAACGGUAAUUCAAGUUUGAAUUACAGUAAUUUGAAAAAAGUUAAAAGUAUGGAGACAUUGUUACUGGAAUCAGAUCAAUCUCGUAAACGGAGUUUGUUUCCUAUUACUCCUCAGCCAGCUCUCAGGGUAACAAACCAAGUGACUGUCAAGUUUCCUGGAUCUAGCCAUUCUCCUCGCUCCAUGCUGGUCAACGAAGAUGUUGUGAUAAUCGAAAACAAAGCCAAUACGCAAGGACAUAAUGCAUCAAGUAUGGAAAAAGUGUUUAAACGUAGAGAUCUUAAUCGCCAAACAUCAACCCCAAGCAUUACUGAUGACGAGCUUCCUAAACCAGAUACUGUACGCAAUUAUAAGCGAUUAUUUGAACCAUUAGAUAAAAAAUCUAAAACUCAGAGUAAUGUCAGAAGAAAACCGCCUGUAGUGAGAGCCAUUACCACGUCUACAGGUAGUAAAUGUGUUAAUACUAUCACCAGCUGUAGUCCCCAGGAAACCGCAAUCGUUCAACCUAUUAGCAAACAACAGGACAAUGAAGAAAAAGACUUAAGUCAGAAUGAUGGGGUAGAAUCUAGUUGUAAGAGUAAAUAUAAAUAUGCCAAACACAGUGCCAAAGAACCACUUACAAACGGGAAUCAAUCCCAAACGCAUUUUGAAACUGAGGUGACUAAAGAAAGAACUUAUUUGGUGUUGAAUGAUGGUCACGAAGAAAACGACGUUGUGAGUAGUACAAAAGACACUUUAGAUCGAAUUAGUUCGGCAAAUUUAAACAUGACCUUUGGAGGUGUAAAAUCCGCCAGAGAAGGUGGUGUUGAAAAAGGGAGCGAACCUGCAGCCAUAACUAAUUCAAGCUGUGCUUUCAUAUCUGACGUUUCAUCGAAGGUCACUCCUCCUGUGCAACGAAAGCUAGACGAAAAACCAGUGGCUAACAUUAAACCUAUUCCGAAGUCAAGCCAGAGUGCUUCAGUUCAUAGUUCCAAAGAAAACUGGUCUACUUCUCAUGCUAUUAUUACGAAAGGCGACGAAGUGAAGAUGGUUCCCGUGGAGGUAAAGGGCGAUGAGUUGGAGGGUAUAUCCACCAGUAAGAAUGUUGAUGUAAACCGUUCAGACUCCCCAUUAGCUGCAAAUAAGAUAACACCUCUUACCGAUUCCGAAGCAGGCGAUAUUCUUAAACCAACUGCAUUAAUAGGAAACAAAAAACCUACGUGGCAGAAACCACCUCCAUCAACAUCAUCCGUUGUGUUUGACUUUAGAGGAAAGAGUGUCAAGGCUAACGUAGCCUUGACACCUGCGCCUUUUGGAUGUAAACCGAUAAAAGUUGCCAGGAGAGUCCGCGUGGACGGCAAGGAAAGUAAAAACGGUCUUGUAAAUGGUAUGAUGGUAGAAACUGAUGGAAAUGAUUUAGAUGAUGAAGACUUGGAAUUUGAGGAUCCAGGAUUAGGUGCCGAUUUGCCUCAUCCUUCUGGAAUAUUUUUCGAAGGAGAAAAUGUUAUAAUCGGGAAAGGAUCUCUUUUAACUACCAGGAAUAAAAAUCUUAGCACUCAAUUUGACGACAGUGCAACUUCUACGUACGAGUACCCUUCCGGAACAUGUGGUUCCAACAACUCUCCAUCUGAUGAGUUGCCAAAGGAAAUGGUCCUUGCUCAGGAAAAUAAAGAACUUAAGUCAAGUCUGGCCCACCCAGUGGCGGGUAGUCUCAGUAGUUAUACUCCAACUGUGCUUAGUAGCAACAGUGAUACCUUUGAGCUUGGAGUGUCCCGACCUAUUCACAGAGAAACCCUACCCCCUGCACCCCAACAGGAAUCAACCAACUCUGAAAAUGAUGAAGAGAUGCUCAAACCUGCUGACCCAGAGGACAUCUCAUCUUGGUCAUCUUCUACAACUUCUGAUCUUUUAUUCUAAGCCCUGAAAAGUACCAGGAUCUUAAGAAAAUAACAUAUAAUGGCUGUGGCCAGUAAACUAAGGGACAAUGCUGUUAGGCUUGGCUUUGAUAUUGGACCAUAUGAUUGACAAGUUUUAAAACAGAUAUUACUGAUAGUUUUGAAUGUUAUUAGUGAGGAAGUGGACUUUUCCUAUCUCUAAUAAAAAAAAGAAUUUUUUUUUAGUAAUUCUACAUACAAACAUUUACAGUCAUAGUCCUAGAGACUGAAAGUAAACUAAUCUUUACUAUUACUAAUGAAAUACAAAGAUAAGUUUUUUGAUGCAUAUUAAGAAUAUUCAGUGUUAUUUUAUAUCAAGAUUGCUUUGUUAAUAUAUGUAAAAUAGGAACAUCUUUAUAGCUAGCCUAAGUCUUUCAUAAUUUUUGGUAUCAGAACAAAAACAACUUCAGUUAGUGCAGAUAAAAAUCCUGAUUUUCUUUUUUAACUGUCAUGUGGCCUUAGAUUAUGAGAUUUUUUGUGUUAACAAAUUUAAUGUAACAAUGUAUAUACAAACCUUACUAAUUUUGAUAAAUGAUCAUUUAACUGUUAAUUGGCAGAUAAUGUUGUUAUCAACUUGUUCAGUAAUAAAAGAGUAUUCAGUUCAUGGUCGUACUUAUUGGUAAGAAAGCUAAAGGGAGGACACGGACAUUAAGGUAAUUAUCAAAAUAUCAGCCUCAGUGAAACUCACUUUUCUACCUGUUACUUUAAAAAAGUUAAUUUCCUUUCUGGACACAUUAAUAUUAACUUGUCAUUUUCUUUUUUUUCAAGUGUUUAGCUUUUUGAAUAAAAUGUUCACCAUUUUUAACCUUUUCUAAUUUGGAAGUGGUUAUCUUGUUUAGGUACUAACUGUUAUCAGUAUGUAUGUACAUAUAUUGCUUGAUCUGCCAAUAUCUGAGCUUAUUACAUUUCAAGUACUGUACUUUCAAAAUUUAUGAUAAAAGCACUUAGUACGUACAUAAACUUACUUUACUUUUCCUACUACUGGUGUAACAGUAGUGAACUGAAGAAUGUGUGAAACUUUUAAGGGUGAAGAUAUUUGUGUUUUGCAUUUAUAUUUCAAAGUUGGAUAAAUGAUACCUCACCAGCAGUAAUCUUUUUCGUGUUAGUUUUCUUUGGGACCAUUUGGAUUGUAUGACUCCUAAUUUCCAGCAUAUUAAAAAAACAUACUUGAGUGGACCACUGUUUAUAAAUUUGGCAGAAACUAUUUUCUUAAAAUAUAUAUUUUGAGGUGUAAACAAUUUAAAAUUUUACAUACACAGAAGAGGUUCAAGUAUGUAGUUUUUAUUCCUUUCCAUUGCUACAUGAAUAUCUCAAAGAUUAAAUCUUGUUCCUGGAUAAUUAAUAGUAAGGAUUUUAGUAUUAUUAUAUAUUAAGAUUGCUUUGUUAUUAUAUGUAAAAUAGGAACUACUUUAAAGCUAGCCUAUGUCUUUCAUAAUUUUUGGUAUUAAAACAAAAUUUCAGUCAGUGCAGAGAAUAAUCCUUAUUCAGUCAUUUGAGAGGAAAUGUUUGAUGGAGCAAAUGAUAGCAGUUCAGGAAGUGUCAAUGAAUUUAUUUAAUUGCACACUAAACUAUUUUGUAUGCUAAAUUGUCAAGUGUGAUAGUUGUUACACAUUAUAAUCUCAGUUGCUUAUGAAUUUGAUAAAAGAUUAGCAAUAUGUUUAAAUUUUAUAUUUAUUUUCUUCUGAUUGUUUUGACACUGAUUGACAAGGUUUGUUAUCCACUAUACAUCUGAAGCUUUCAUUAAUCCAAUAUUAUGCAUAGUUUUUGUUGUGAAAGUAAUUAAUGUGUAUGUAGAAUAUGCUGAUAAAUCUUGAGUGAAGAAGUGAGGGUUUCAAAGUCUAGUU
Limulus polyphemus (Atlantic horseshoe crab) is the source of this 5054-nucleotide messenger RNA. RefSeq lists its product as uncharacterized. Bases 356 to 3193 code for a protein of 945 amino acids. The record is from RefSeq and is a predicted model, not a curated record. NCBI's taxonomy places the organism in Eukaryota, Metazoa, Arthropoda, Merostomata, Xiphosura, Limulidae. The transcript has 5 exons.